Molecule: messenger RNA, 4099 nt
Organism: Myxocyprinus asiaticus (Chinese sucker)
Lineage: Eukaryota; Metazoa; Chordata; Actinopteri; Cypriniformes; Catostomidae
Product: MAP7 domain-containing protein 1-like
Exons: 19
Coding region: 264-2633 (789 amino acids)
Biological process (GO): microtubule cytoskeleton organization
Cellular component (GO): microtubule cytoskeleton
Source: RefSeq, a predicted model, not a curated record
UGUAGAGGGGAGAGCCAUGUCCGCUGUGUGUUAGAAACUUUAUUCAGUCUUACCGCUCCAUGAAGCCGGUACAACUCUACAGUUUUGUGACACUGAUAUUGGGCUCAGCAUGCGUCUAUCGCAUACUUAAUGUUUAAAUAUUAUCCUCCAGUCCAUUGUUAUGAGGAUUUAUUUUCGAGAAGAAACGGAUCGGUUUCGUCUGCCUGUGGAAAACCGGAGAGAUCGAUAAAAGUUUCGCCCUGUCUCGCGAAAGGAAUGAAUAAAUGUUAAGAGAGGAAAAUCCGCCUGAUUUAACGAACACAAUGGAAUGCAAAGAUCUUGACACUCAGCCGGCGAUAAAUCAAUUGACACCCACAGAAACACAUCCCCCUGCUGUUCCAGAGGCCAAUCCCAGCGAUCCCAGCACAGAGGAAGUCGGCACCCCCUCAAAAACAGUAUCAGGUAUUAAAGCCAGCACACCUACAAAGAUGGAUACUGAAAGGAAGUCAACAAUGCCAACACGACCAGACGUCAUUACAAAGUCCCCUGCAACACCCACUCCAAAAUCAAGAGGGAGCCCUCAAUCCAAGAAAGAUGGGAUGAAGUUGGAGGACAGGCAGAAACAGGCAAAAGAGAGGAGGGAAGAGAAGGCCAAAUAUCUUGAACAGCGUAGCCAGACUCGAGCUGCUAAGAAGUCUGAGUGGCUGGAGAAAGAGGAGCGGGCGCGGCAGAUGCGGGAACAGCAGCUGGAGGAGCGAAGGAAGAAACUGGAGGAGCAGCGGCUGAAGGCCGAGAGACGCCGUACAGAGCUGGAGGAGAGACAGAGACAGAAACUGGAGAAGAACAAGGAGCGGUACGAGGCUGCCAUCCAGAGGUCCUCUAAGAAGACAUGGGCUGAGAUUCGUCAACUGAGGUGGUCCUGGGCCGGAGGUUUGAGUGGCAACUCCAGCCAAAGCCAGAGCAGAUGCUCAAUGUCAGCGGUCAACCUGCCCAAACAUGUGGACUCAGUCAUAAACAAGAGACUCUCCAAGUCCUCUGCCACUCUCUGGAACUCCCCUAGCAGAACCCGUAGCAUGCAGUUGAGUCCAUGGGAGAGCAGCAUCAUUGACAGACUCAUGACACCCACUCUGUCCUUCCUGGCUCGUAGUCGUAGUGCUGCCUGCAUGCUGAGCAAUGGCAGAGAUGCCCAGUCUCCAUUGUGCCCACGCUCAGCUUCUGCCAGCCCGCUCACAGUGUGUGUUAAUCGGCCACAUCACCACUGCUCUGACCGCUGGAGGGUCACCACCAGCACGCCCAAUAUCGCCCAGCGCAGACGAGACUCCACACCUAUGAGGAAAGAUAAGAAGGACAAGGAAAGAGAAAAUGAAAAGGAGAAGAGUGCAAUCACCAAAGGCAAGGUGCUGAAGAAGAGACAGUCCAUGCCAUCAAUGAAAACCAGAACAGAGCCCAGCCCAAGUCCUGUGUCCAAAGUGCGAGCUGCUUCUCCUGUCACGCCAAAAGUCCGGGCGUCCUCCCCGAGUCCCGCAGUAAGCCCCAGCACUCCUAAAGCCCGACCCAAGAGGGCCAGAACCCCUGCCCGCGUGGAGGCUCGUACAGCCUCACCCAUCACAAUGGAAAGGGUUAGAGAGACCCGCAGGCCGGCUACGCCCGAAGAGCCAACGACCUCGUCUCCUGUCCCCUCGAUUGUUGUGUCAUCAUUUCCAGACAAGCCCCCUGUCGCUACUGCGCCAAUCCUGUCGGCUUUCACACCCUCUGCCCCUGAGGAGUCCCCUCUUGUCCCUGCCCUCCCACAGGUUGCCUCUCCAGCUCCCUCUCCAGUCAAACCCAUGGCUGGCACCAACAACCCGGAGGAGGCCUCUCGCAUACUGGCUGAAAAGAGACGACAGGCCCGUGAACAGAGAGAAAGAGAAGAGCAAGAACGGAGAGAACAACGGGAGAGAGAGAGGCUCCAGCAUGAGGAGAGGCUAGCACAGGAGGUUGAGGAGAGGAGGCACAGAGAGGAGGAGGCGCAGCUCAUGGCUGAGCAGGAGAGGUUGAGGGAGAAGGCCCAGCGCCUGCAGGAGGAAGAGGAGGCGCAGGAAAGAGCCAAAAUCGAACAGGAAGAGAAUGACCGUCUUCAGAAACAGAAAGAGGUGGCUGAUGCAAAGGCUCGGGAGGAGGCCGAGAGACAACGCCUGGAGAGGGAAAAACAUUUCCAGAAGGAGGAACAAGAGAGGCUGGAGAGAAAGAAGCGUCUGGAGGAGAUUAUGAAGAGAACACGCAAAACAGAUGCAGGAGAAAAGAAAGACACAAAAUCUCCUUCAUCUGAAGUCAAUGGCAAAGAUUCCACAAUCGAUUUAGAGAUAAAUAAAGCAUCCGCUGACUACCAGCCAAGCACGCUUUUGAAACAAGAUGGUCAGUUUCAAAGAGGUGUGAAGGAAAGUGUGUCAUUACUUGAGAUGAAUGGUGUACAGUCUACCAAACAUGAGAAUGGCCUGUCAGCCAAAGGGGAGGGUCACUUUGAAGAGAUCAUCCAACUGACCAAUCACAGCAGUGGGCGGGAGAGGUCAGAGACUGACAUGCCUGAUGAGCCAAUCAUGGCCUUUGAGAGUGGGGAAUCAUUCCUUAAGAAAACAGGCCCAAUUAAACCUCAGAAUGUGGCAGAAGUCCUCUGAGGUUGUGCACUGUUGGAUAAAGAAUUAAAUCUGUGGGUCCCUUAUUGGUGUCUACCUUAGGGACCUGAUGGAAAGAAGCACAGCAUGAACAGACCUGUGCCAAACCCAAAAACUGACUUCUGUUUAGACUGUACAGAGCAACCCCACUAUCAAAGCCUCUCUUAUGGCAAAUAAUGGAAAUUACAAGGAAGCUACACAAUCGAGCUGAACAAAACAAGUCCCACCAACAUGCACCAGAUUCACCAUUCAUCAAGUCUCUACUCCGUAUGACCUCACACUUUGUGGCGGUCCAAUUCAUGCUUUCUAUUCUGAUCACCACAAUACAACAAUUAAAAAAAGGCUUGUGACAAACAUUAUUGAUCCUUGUUAUGAUUCAUGCUGUUAUGGGUUGAACACAAAAGUGCUUUGGAUGUUUUGUUUUUUUAUGUUUAGUUAUUUAACUCGAAGAGAAUUGUAACUACUGGGUACAGUUAAAUGUGAAUAAUGUAAAUUGGACAAUGGAAAGAGACGAUCUGUGGAAUAAAACAGAAUGAAAAAGGUCUGAACUCCACUGUUUCAAAGACCUCUUCUUUUUAUGUUAGUGAUGAUAAGAGAUGUUUUAAUUUUCAUGUUGCCUCACAGUGAGAACAUUUUAAUGCCAUAGUGUUGCACCAGAUGCAGACAUUUAUAUUUUGUGCAAGAUCACUUAGGCAACAGGGACAUUGCACUAAUGUUCGGUGUGUGUUUGAGUGAUUAAAUAGUAAUAUUAAUAUCUAAUUAAUAAUAUGCAAAAGAGACUAAUCAUCAUCAUUCAUGCUAAUGAGAUAACUGACCUUUAAUUUGAAUUUGGUUAUUACUGUUGCAACUGCAACUUAAAGGUUAUGGUCUGGCUAUUUUGUCUGGCUUAUUCAAAAUAUUUGCUAAUCCUGAAUUUAAAUGCUACUGCAUAAAUAUUUAGUUGUGUGUCAAAGGCAUAAUGGCACUAUUCUGAGUCUAUUAAAGAGGAAAUGUAUUCUGAAUAGCUCCUUUUAAUUUAACAUAAUUAUGUAAAACUUUACAAGAAGGUUGUGUACAUUAACAUUUUUUUUAAACAAUUGUUAACAUGAAGUAACAUUGAACAAUACUUUUAUUGCAUUUAUUGAUCUUGGUUAACGUUAAUUUCUAAUACUAUUAAUACAUUUUCAACAUGAAAAGUUGUAUACAUUAAUAUUAAUUAAUUAAUCAUAUUUCUAAAUUAUCAUUAAUCAAAAUUCAUUGUUAGUUCAUGAUACCUAUGAUGAAUUAACUAAUGUUACCGAAUAGAACCUUAUUAUAAUGUGUUUGCAAUUAUUCUAAAGUCUGAUCAAGUUGCAUUUGUCCAUUCACCAGUCAGUUUUUCAAAGAUAACAGAAAGUGUGUUGUACAGAAAAGAGAUAUGUAGAAUAUGUAUUUUUAUGAUGGGAGGAUAGAAAUGUUGUUUUUAUUAAAACCUUUUUUUUUUAAAUUCA